AAGUCUGGGGGACUUUUUUUUCCCUGCUCUGGAGGCCCAGGCUCAAGGCAAAUUAUAAGUGGGAAACCCAUUGGAAGGAAAGAAAUUUGAAGUUAAGGUGCCAGAGAAGAGCAGCCCUCUCUGAAGUCUGCAUCUGCCGCUGACCGUCCUGGGGGGCUUGCGUUCAGGGAAGGGGGACCAGCAAGCCCAGGCAGAGGAGAGACUGGUACUGCCCACACAGGCCAUCGGGGAGGGGGGGGGAGUGAUGGAGGGCACUACUCUAUGCGCUUGGUGGUUUUGAUUUUUUUAGUCUUUCGAUGAUUUCUCCAGGGCUGAGCAGCAGCCUCAGGGGUGUGGCUCUGACUGGGUUAGGGGGACUUUGUGCGGAGCCCUAGAAUGGAGUUCCUCUAGCAGUGGCCACGCGGAGGGGGGCCCACGAUGCCUGGGCCCAGCGUCCUGCUCUGCUCCCUUUCUGCCGGGCGCCAAACUACGCUCUCCAGCCCCACCUAAACAAGGAGGCAAGGAGCCCGGCCUUUUGUGCACACAGGAGCUGUAACUGCCCUCCUUUUCUGCCCCCAAGACAAGAGAGGGCUCUUGGAAGCCGCGAAGGCUUUGAGACGGCUAUUCCGGACCGAGCCGUCGCCGGAGGCCCCUGGCGGCCCGCCCGGGCGCAGAGGUCCGCCAUGGGCCUGCUCCAGGGCCUCCUCCGGGCGAGGAACCUGCUGCUCGUCAUCUUCGUGCCGCUGCUGCUGCUGCCUCUGCCCAUGCUCCACCCCAGCAGCGAGGCUGCGUGUGCUUACGUGUUGAUCGUGACGGCUGUAUACUGGGUGUCUGAGGCGGUGCCCCUUGGAGCUGCAGCCCUGGUGCCUGCCUUCCUCUACCCGUUCUUCGGAGUCCUCCGGUCCAGCGAGGUGGCCGCUGAGUACUUCAAGAACACCACGCUGCUGCUGGUGGGGGUCAUCUGCGUGGCAGCUGCUGUGGAGAAGUGGAACCUGCACAAGCGUAUCGCUCUGCGCAUGGUCAUGAUGGCCGGGGCCAAGCCGGGCAUGUUGCUGCUCUGUUUCAUGUGCUGCACCACACUGCUCUCCAUGUGGCUCUCCAACACGUCCACCACCGCCAUGGUGAUGCCCAUCGUGGAGGCCGUGCUGCAGGAGCUGGUCAGUGCCGAGGAGGAGCAGCUCGUGGCCGGCAACUCCAGCGCCGAAGAGGCCGAGCCCAUCAGUCUCGAGGUAAAUAACAGUCAGCCCUCUCUGGAACUCAUCUUCGUCAAUGCAGACACAUCGACUGCAGACUUCACUGCUCUGAUGCAGAACAAGAACCUGAAUGGCGUGCCCACAGUCACCAACCCUGUCAAAGUGGCAAGCCCCCAGGGCAAGAAGCCACACCGAUCCCAGGAAAAGCCACUAGUCCUGAUCCCUGGAUCCAGGAACCAGGAGCUCAACAGAAAGUACAAGUCCCAGCAUGACCAGAUGAUCUGCAAGUGCCUGUCUCUGAGCAUAUCUUAUGCUGCUACCAUCGGGGGCCUGACCACCAUUAUUGGUACCUCCACCAGCCUCAUUUUCUUGGAACACUUCAACAACCAGUAUCCAGCUGCAGAGGUGGUCAACUUCGGGACCUGGUUCCUCUUCAGCUUCCCCAUCUCCCUCAUCAUGCUGGUGGUCAGCUGGUUCUGGAUGCACUGGCUCUUCCUGGGCUGCAAUUUUAGAGAGACCUGCUCACUGAGCAAGAAGAAGAAGACCAAAAGGGAAGAGUUGUCAGAGAAGAGGAUCCAAGAGGAGUAUGAAAAGCUGGGAGCCAUUAGCUACCCAGAGAUGGUCACCGGAUUUUUCUUCAUCCUCAUGACUGUGCUGUGGUUCACCCGGGAGCCUGGCUUUGUUCCUGGCUGGGAUUCGUUCUUUGAAAAGAAGGGCUACCGCACAGAUGCCACGGUCUCCGUCUUCCUCGGCUUCCUCCUCUUCCUGAUCCCAGCAAAGAAGCCUUGCUUUGGGAAGAAGAGUAACGGGCAGAACCAGGAGCCCUCCCGGAGGACAGAGCCCAUCAUCACGUGGAAGGACUUCCAGAAGACCAUGCCCUGGGAGAUUGUCAUUCUGGUGGGAGGCGGCUAUGCUCUGGCUUCAGGCAGCAAGAGCUCUGGCCUCUCCACAUGGAUUGGACACCAGAUGCUGUCUCUGAGUAGCCUCCCGCCAUGGGCUGUCACCCUGUUGGCAUGCAUCCUGGUGUCCAUUGUCACAGAAUUUGUGAGCAACCCAGCCACCAUCACCAUCUUCCUGCCCAUCCUAUGCAGCCUGUCGGAAACGCUGCACAUUAAUCCACUCUACACCCUGAUCCCAGUCACCAUGUGCAUCUCCUUUGCAGUGAUGCUGCCCGUGGGCAACCCCCCCAACGCCAUCGUCUUCAGCUAUGGGCACUGCCAGAUCAAAGACAUGGUGAAGGCCGGCCUGGGGGUCAAUGUCAUUGGCCUGGUGAUCGUGAUGGUGGCCAUCAACACGUGGGGAGUUAGCCUCUUCCACUUGGACACUUUUCCGGCCUGGGCUGAGGUCAGUAACAUCACCAAUCAGGCUUAACACCAGCGGGCAGGCAGCCCAGCCCAAGGAGCAACGAGCACAGAACAGAAUCUGACCAAUAGGCCAAGAAAGCCACCAGGGGCACACAGCCCUCACCAGAAGGUUCCACCACCCGCCACCUCAGGUGACGAGCAGGAAGCCUCCGGCAACCCAGAGGCAAGCUUGGAUGUUAGUCCCUUCUUCCCCGCCCUCCUCCCUCAGCACUGUAGUUCAGGGAAACCUAGGAGUUUAUCGCUUCCUGGAUCUUGGGCUGUCCAGGUCUUUCUGGAGACAGGAAGGGCAGAAAACCUGUCUUCGUGGCCCCGCAGAGGCUAAGCCUCACAAACUAGCCUCCCUGGUUUUGGUGUUAUUCUUAAUAUCUUAACCCCUUUUUAGGAGUUGAAGGGGAAAUCCAGAACCAUCCCACAUCUCCUCUUUCGGACGAAAAUCUUUCCCCAGAACUUUGUCCUCAGCGCUUCUAUCCUAAGUUCCCACCGCAGAAAGGCAAUCUUGGCAAGUCCGCUUUGUGGCAAUCAGUACUCUUUUAUCCCUACCCUGAUUCCGUUCGAAGCAUCUCCCAUUCAUGGCUUCUCUUUACCCUUGGCACUAAGUUCCCAUAAAGAAAUGUGUUCCCCUCUAGAAAGAGGCUUGUACUGUUCUCUUUGUCAAAGGAAAAGGAAGUAGAGGAAGAAGACACACUGAAGUUAGUACAGGUAUCCCUGGCUUUUCAAAAGUUCUGGAGACGCCACUUUGCUUUUAAAAAUGACCUACAUGGGUGCCUGUUUCCGCUGACCAGAGGAGAUCUGAAGAGGAUUUUCAGGUUUCUGAGAAGUCCAAGCAGUGUUCAGCAGUGGUUUUGCAGUGAGCCCUUCGAGGGGCAGUGUGCAACCUGAGCAACUGGAGUGGCGUCAUGAGGCCACCUUCCGGGAAAUUGCACCCAUUAUCUCUGCACUGAGCUGCCAGAGCUCAGAGCUGCAUCUGCGAGUAUCUGUACUGUGUGUGCCCAUCAGCAAGAUGUGUCCUAAGGUAUCAGAGAAGCCUGAGAGAGGCUAUGGUGGAGGUCUGGAAACACUCAGGUGUCUUUCCAUGUAAAUGAAUGGUAAUUGCCUCUUCGCUUUGGUCAUUUUGGCUUAUGAAAGGUUUAGGGAUUCUCUACUUAUGGGGAUUGGGUGGCCCCUCUCUCUCUGCUUCCCACUAAUCAUCAAUACCACUGCACGGGCUGAGUUGGGAGGGGGGAAAAACUUCCAUACUUGUCUUAUUAAAAAGGCCAAAACUCUCAUGAAGACCACAUACUACUAGCGCUAUCUGACUGGCUUUCUUCUGGAUGUAACGAGUAGUUCGUUCCCAAGAAGGCAAGUGCGGGGGGCUUCACGCCCCAGCCCCUUCCAACAGGGAGCCCCUCAUGGGGAGAGAUGUCUUCCAUUUCUGCAAGUCCCCAGCAGCUUGUACAAUGUAAUAAAACUAACUACUUAAUAAAUGUUUCCUAUGAGAAAAAGCA
Suricata suricatta (meerkat) is the source of this 4020-nucleotide messenger RNA. It is a transcript of the gene SLC13A4, whose product is annotated as solute carrier family 13 member 4. The transcript is spliced from 16 exons. Gene Ontology annotation, biological process: monoatomic anion transmembrane transport. Gene Ontology annotation, molecular function: transmembrane transporter activity. The record is from RefSeq and is a predicted model, not a curated record. Lineage: Eukaryota; Metazoa; Chordata; Mammalia; Carnivora; Herpestidae. The coding region runs from base 663 to 2543 and encodes 626 amino acids. Gene Ontology annotation, cellular component: membrane.